AUGGAAGAGGAGAAAAUAGAGCUCAGACAAAUGGAAAAAACCUGGGAGAAUAACCCCAAAAAGGUUGCUAAACCAGGCAGCACAUUUGAGAGAAUCAUCCAGCCAUGCAUUGGAGAGCUUGUAGGAACUAUGUUUUUUGUCUUCAUUGGAUGUGUGUCUGUGAUUGAGAAUGUGGAGGCAGCAGGACGGCUACAGCCAGCGCUGGUUCAUGGUUUGGCAGUGGCGGUGAUGAUUGCGUGUAUGGCUGAGAUCAGUGGAUCUCAUUUCAACCCACCCUUCACCCUCGCUAUUUACCUGUGUGGAGGCAUGCAGCUGGUGAUGGUUUUCCCGUAUAUUAUCAGCCAGAUAAUUGGAGGUGUGCUGGGCGCUGCCAUGUCAAGGGUCAUGACAUCAACAGAGAACUAUGUUAAUGCUACCGGUGCAGCUUUCACUAUUGUACAAUCAGAGGACCAACUAUUACGAGCUGUCUUUGCUGAGAUGACCAUGACGUGCUUGGUGACCAUGGUGGUGCUGCUUGGGGCGGUAAAUGGGAAAAGCAAGAGUCCCAUGGUGCCUUUUAUGGUGGGCUGCACCGUGAUUGUCAACAUCCUGGCCGGAGGGGAUGUCUCUGGUACCUGUUUAAACCCAGCGAGAGCUUUGGGACCAGCAUUAAUAGCUGGUUACUGGAGUUAUCACUGGGUAUACUGGGUUGGCCCUAUCGGAGGUGGUUUGAUAGCUGCAGCCCUUGUAAGGCUUCUUCUUGGAGAUGAGAAGAUCAGAGUUAUUAUGAAAUGA
Trichomycterus rosablanca is the source of this 774-nucleotide messenger RNA. It is a transcript of the gene aqp8a.2, whose product is annotated as aquaporin 8a, tandem duplicate 2. Gene Ontology annotation, molecular function: water channel activity. Gene Ontology annotation, biological process: transmembrane transport; water transport. The coding region runs from base 1 to 774 and encodes 257 amino acids. The transcript has 5 exons. NCBI's taxonomy places the organism in Eukaryota, Metazoa, Chordata, Actinopteri, Siluriformes, Trichomycteridae. Gene Ontology annotation, cellular component: plasma membrane. The record is from RefSeq and is a predicted model, not a curated record.